Fonticula alba is the source of this 7693-nucleotide messenger RNA. RefSeq lists its product as hypothetical. NCBI's taxonomy places the organism in Eukaryota, Rotosphaerida, Fonticulaceae. Gene Ontology annotation, biological process: regulation of transcription by RNA polymerase II. The transcript has 15 exons. The coding region runs from base 163 to 7530 and encodes 2455 amino acids. Gene Ontology annotation, cellular component: core mediator complex; mediator complex. Gene Ontology annotation, molecular function: transcription coregulator activity. The record is from RefSeq and is a predicted model, not a curated record.
CCACCCCGCCCGUCCCUUCCAUUCGUGACCGCGCCGCGCCUCGAGUGCCCCGCCCGCGUGAGCGAGACACGCCGCCGUGGUCCCCGCCGGAGGCGAGAUCGACACGGUCUGGCGCCAUUGAAAAGCAGCGUUCGAGCGAGGGAGAUCUUUUCCGAGACCGAGAUGUUUCCCCAGCCAGGUCAUCAACAUCCCCAUGGACCACCGUCAAUGAUGGCAUCAUCGGGUCUGGCACCCGGGGGCCUGGCCAAUGGGGACACGGUUCAACUCCGGCCAAUUAUCGACAGCACCCUGGCCACCAUUCAGAGCCAGGCAGUGCGUCUCCUCCAGGCGGGCCGGCUCCAGAAUGAGGCCCAGGCUGGCACAUCGUCGCCGGUUGUCGGGACGCCAACUGCCGGGGUAGUCGACCCGGCCAACGAUGCGCGCAUCACGGCCCUGCGGGCGGUGAUGGCGCACCAACGGUUGAACAUCGCCCGGCUGGCGGUGGCUGUCCGUUGGGCUGCCGGGCCUGACAACGGCCAGGCGGCCUCCCUGGUUGAGACCCAGCCAGCUCCCGAGGUUACUCGCGAGCCGGCCACUCUCACUGCGGAGGUCACCGACACCCACCCAGAGGGUGACACACUGCAGACUCCCAUGGUGGAGGAUGCCCCGCCGGAUGUCGAGCCUCUGCGUUUGCCAACUGUGGUCGAGUGCCGUGAGCAUGCAUCGACCCUCUCGCACCAUAGCACGGUGUUUGCCAUGACAGCUGAUCUACUUCACCAGGUAAACACCCGGUCUCAGCAGAUGCGCGUGCCACACUAUGACGUGGAGACGGCCGUAGAUGUGUUGGCUGGCUCGGGGCAUCCCACGUUCCCGGCUUUCGUGCGGGAAAACUUCGUCGGCUCCCCAUCGGUGCUGGCCCCCUCCCUGGGAUCGAAUGUCCUGCUUCCGAUCAUGUCAGUUCCCACUUUCCAGGAGGACUUGGCCCAGUCCCUAACACGGGAACGCUUGCUACUGGUGAAUGCCACAGUGACGGUGGUUCUCCGCCGGCGCCUGGCCGAGUCCAUCCUCCCACCGGGGCUGCAAUUUGUCAGCAUGCGCCGUGGAUCGGCCACCUUCGAAGCACCAGGCCUCUUCCGGAUGAAGCUCAGCCUGGACCCUGUCCAUUCAUCCCUGCCGUGGCGCAUCGAUCGGCUGUGGUUCACCAUGGAUGUCGAGGCCGCGGCCGACGGCCGAUCCGCGACCGCCAAACGCAAGACCCCCGGCCAGUCGGGCUCGCGUGAUGGGCUCUCUGCCGGUGCCGGGGCCAGCACCACCGGCAGCGUAGGCCACACCGCAUCGGGUGCCACGACCAAGGGCACCAAGGCAUUCCCUCCCGCACGGCAAGUGCAUUUGCUCCCCCCGAAUCAGUGCCAAAACCUGGCCAAGUACUUCACCGCGCGGAUUCGCCUGCUGGGGAAUAACCGCCUACCGUCGGAGGUUCCGAUCCCGGAACUGAAUGAGCUGAAUUACGCGCAUCUCAUCGAUGCAUCGCUGUCGGUGACUCCGGCCCACUUCCGGGCUUCGAUCGCCGUCAUUUAUCACGAGCUCACCCUGCUCUGCAUGAUCAUGUACAUCCGGAUCCUGCGCUUCCAGGCAUACGGCCUGGCUGCGCAAGGGUGGCGCAUUGACCUGGACCUGGAUGGGGACUCGGCCUUCCCCUCGGGGGACAGCGGCCCAGCCGGGCCCAAGCGAGCUCUGGAGCCGACGUCGGCCCGGGCCCUGGAUGCCGGCCGGGCCGGACCGCUUGGCGGGUCAUCGGUCAAGCGCCUUGGCAUUCGCUAUUGGGUUGAGCGCAAGGCUGGUGAUGGCCUGCUGCCCAUGCGAGGAAGUCACAGCGGGCAAGCCAGCGCGCGCGGAGCCUCCUGCCACCAUACGCUCAUCAUUCGCAUCGACCAGCCGAAGCCCCUCCAGCUUGCCCUUUCGACAGCCUAUUGCCCCCCGGCGGGGGCUGCCAGCCCGAGCGAUGGGACCCUCGCCGGGGCGGGCGCCUCGCCUCUGUCAAUGGAAGUCCUUGAUGUGGCUGCCCUGUCGAACCACAGCAUCCGCUUGGUGCUGGAGCAUGUCACACAGGCGCCGCCCGGCGACCGUGGCAACAUGACUCCCGCGCCCGGGGCCAAGCCCCUGGCCGGGGUCACCUCCAGCAACGAGGUCGGGCCCGGCUGGACAACCGCCAGCGAUGGUGAUGAGGAUGAAGGUGACGGUGAAGAGAACAGCGACGACGAUGGUCUGAGCGACUGCAGCGAUGACGGGGAAAGCGAGGCCGAUCACGAGCGGGAGGGCGUGGCCCCCUUGCGCGGCGGUCCUCGCCACACAUCGAAUGCCGAUUCCGCCGAGGCGGUGGAGCGUGUGCUGCGCGCAGCACGACGCCAUGGACCCGGGGGACUUGGCGGUUCUGGUGUGGGACCCUCCGCCGGUGCCGGGCCUGCCUCUUUGUCUCGCGUGCGCACCCUCUCCGGGCCGGAGUUCGACCUGUCCCCGACCAAUGGCCAGCUGAGCAUGGAGCGUGUGUUGCGGCGCGUGGUUGGAGACCAGUGCGUCGGGCUGAUCCAUGCCCUGCGGCAAAUGCUGAUCAACCCGCUUGGUGGUCGGCUGCGUGAGCAUGCCGGCCUGGCCUUUGAUCGGAAGGAUGUCAUUGUUUGCGAGGAUCGCGUGGCCUCCGGGCUUGCCGGCAACCAGGCUGCUGGCUCCCGCAGCGAGGCCAAUGGCAUGGAGGUGUCGGGUCCCGGCCGGCGGGUGUCGCUCCAUGUGCAUCUCUACGAGCACCGGACUCUGGACAUCUCGGUGGAGCCGACCACCGGCCGUGUGACCCUGGUGCUGGCUGGCUCCGAGCGCCGGCGUCUCCUGCGCGAUGUGGCCCAAGUCGAGGCGGCCCUCAAUGGUGACAAGGUCCUGGCCACCGGAGCCGGCGCCAAUGCCGGGGGCCUGGCUCCUGGACCGGCAGGCCCCGGACCCGAGUCGCAGGCGGCUGGCACAUCCGGGCGGGCUGUCGCCGGUCCUGGAAUCACCCCCCAAGGGCCGGGGGUGGUCCUGUCGAAGGUGCCCUUCUCGACGAUGAUGAGCCGCGCCGGACCAGAGCGCGAUGCCUGGGCCAGUGCGGUGGUCGCCCAGCUGAUGAGCCUCCGCCGGCGAACGCUGCGCGACUAUGUGGAUCACAUUACCACCGAGCUGGGCCUUGAGAGUGUGGCGCAUUUGCUGCCUCAGGUGGAGGUCCCGCUGCCGGAGGAAUUGGACCCGGUGGGGGAUCAGCUGUUCUUGCGCUUCCGCCGGUAUCCGGAGUACUGGCUCGCGGUGCAUCACAUUGACCGGCCGACUGAGCGGGCCUUUCUGCUCCGGGUCAUUGCCAAUGGUCCGGGUGCUGGGGUGCUGCGCGUGCAGCAGACCGUCCAGCUGCUGGCCCAGGGAUUGGUGGACCACUCGGCUGGCGAAGCCACCCAUGCAUCGGCCCCGGAUCAGGCUCUUCGCCGGCGAUUCUCCCUCUGGGCACGGGCGGCCUGCUGCCUGAUUGGCCGGGAUGCCCUGACGGCAGCCGCGGUCGCGCGCGGUGUGCGCUCCAUUCCCCGGGCUCUGGCUGAUUGGCUCGAUGCCGGCCAUGAGGGGAUCUACGCGCGGGUAGGCCGGAGUCCCGGUCCUCCGGAUGCCACUGGUGCGGUCACCGCCUCGCGAGCCCCGGUCGUGGCGACGACAGUCUCUUCGACCGUGGUCCCGAGCUUGCCGGCCGGGACCCUGCUUGCCGGGGUGAAGGAUGGCCCCGAGCCGGGGCCCUCCACGCGCGAGACCUUCCACCUGUCGGAGCAAGACCACCACGCGGCCGGGGUCUUCCGCUUUCAUGGGCUGCUUGGUCAGCUGGGCGACUUGGUGGGAGGGAUGGCCCUGCUGUGCUACCCGCCGGAGGUGCGCGUCAUGAUCCAGCGCCUGGUCCGGCAGCAGUCGCCCGGCCGCGAGGCAGGCCACAUCGAGGAGCUCCAGGACCGGGCCUCGGGGCUCAUUGCCCAGGCCGGCCUGAUUGGACCCCUGGAGGUGCAUGUGCAGUCGACCGGCCGCGCGGGCGGCCUGGCCGGGUGUGGGCGAAUCAGCCUCGUGGCCGGGGCGGCUUUGGUGCAUCCACGCUUGUGGACCGACCAGUCGCGUCGGCAGUUGCAGCGGUUGCUUUCCACCGUCGUCGAGCCGCAUGCCAUCGCUCCCACAUUGGUGACGGCCGGCUUUGAGCAGCCGUAUCUGCGCUUCCCCCCUGUGGCGGUGGAGGAUGCCGAGGGGCUGGUGGCCUUCUUCGAAGCAUAUCGGUCAUCGCUCUGCAUGGCGGCGCUUGUGUGUGGCCUGGCCCUGGCUGAGAUGGAUGUCGAUGCCGUGGUGCCUGCAUCAUCUGACCUCAAGGUGGUGGCCGAUCCGACCACCUCCGGGCCUGGGUUCCCCCGGUGGCUGCGCCGCCUGCCGGUGCUGACCGGCGGGCAGCUCUCCUUCCCGGAUCAGUGGGACUGCGCCGAGGGGACCCCUCAUGGACGGCGGGUCCGCCGUUCCUGGGCCGCUGUCCGCUUCGCCGGACCAGUCCUCUCGGUGAGCGUGCCCCGAGUCCGGGCUCCGCCAAGUCCGAGCCUCGAUUCGGUGCCCCUGGUGGCCACGGUGCUGACUCUUGUGCCGGAAGUCACUGAAACCGAGGUGCGCUUCCGCCUGGCUGUCGCGCCGACCCUCGGGGAGGAUGUCGGCGUACCAGGCAAGCGCCGGCUCGUGGAUGGCUCUCCCUCGGCGGCCAAGCGUCCGCGUACGGUCGGAGACCCGGAUCCGCUCCCGGGUUCCUCCUCCUCGUCCUCCUCAGAUGGCCAUUACCUGGACAUGGUGCUUCCAUUGCUGGAGCCAAUUCUGGCCUUUUCGCGGAAGUCCCUUGCUGAUGCCAUGGCUUCGGGCGCGGCGAGUGGUGCCCUGGCCACCCCUUUGGCGAAUGUCAUCGAGAUUGCUUGCACUGUUGAGCCUGUAUAUGCGGCCCUCGGCCGGCUGGAGCAGGCGGUGGCCUUCGCUCAGCUUGGUGACUCUUUGCAGGGAGGUCUUGUGCCGACAUCGGCCGCGGGGUAUGCCACGUGGGUGGGUGCGGCGACCGGGUCCGGCGCCUUUGCUCGGGUUUUGUCCUCGGCUCCGGCGCAUCCAUCCUUCCCUCUGCGAGCGCCGGGGGCUCUGAGCUUCGAUCCGGCCACCGCGACGGUUCCCCCGCUGGCCGGGAGUCCUGGGGCCCGUGCCCUGCCGCUGGCUCAUGCGGCGCUCGUCCUGCGGACCAGCGUCACGCAUGGGAUGUAUUUCCGCUUCGAGGCCCGAGCCCCGUCGCCACUGCAUGUGCGACUUUGGCUUGGCCCGCACAUUCGCCUGGAUUUGGACAUCCUGGUUGAGGGGGGCUUUUACAAUGGACCGCUUGGCUCGGCUGCAAGUGGGGAAUUGCUGAACCGCCUGCGUCAGCCCGGGGCCCCGGCUUUGGAUGCUCUUGGCGGCCGGGUGACCGUGCGCCUGCACGAUGCCGUGGCCUCGGUCAGCCCGUCCAUGCUCAAUGCAUUCGGGCCAUCUGUGUGGGAUCCGUACUUCGACUCGCAAGAGCUAAAGCCGGCGCUGGUGCUGGUCCAGGGUAUCCCCGGUCAGUCGCCGGGGUCGCGCAUGAACCGGCGCUUCAUCUCGUCCAGCAAACAGCGGCAGCCCCUUCCGUCGUUCUUGUCCGGCGAGCGGAUCAAGUCCGUCCUCCGGUCGACCACCACCGAUGUCGGCCUUUUCCGGUCACUGCCGGGCCUGCGGACCAUCCUGCAAACGCCCCGGCCAUCGCCGAAUGUGACACAAAACUCGAUUCCCUACGAGGACACUCUCAGUCACCAGGUUCUACAGCAUCUGUCAGCUCCCCUGCAGAUCCGCCUGCGACCGGAUUUCAUGGCUUCGGACUUGUCCACGUCCGAUCCCCGACUGGCGGCCGGCGCCGUGAAGCAUGGUGCCAAUGCCGACUUGGAGAUGGUCCCGGCCGAAUACCUUCCACGGAACAUCUUUUCACACUCCUCACCGCCGCCGUCCGCCGGUCGUGGUGACGGGGAUUCCCUCUUCGACUUGCUGAAGAGGCUGCUUUCUUUCACAAACUGGGGCGUCCAGCGCUUCUACUCCCUCGAGGACAUCUCCAUCCUCCUGGAUGGCACCAAGAUGGACUUUAAUUCCAUCGAUGGAUCCGUUCGGCUGCGCGAGAGCCACGACCCGGAGAGGCCCCCGGGCGCGGGAUCCGCCGUGACAUCGGCCACCCUGGCAUUGACCAUCCCAAAGCCGGGGCAGGCCCAGCAAGAGCUGUUGCUGCACCACCCGCCGGGAGCCCGAUUCCGCUUGCUGGCUCGGGUGCCGGAUUCCGGCGGGGCAUCAGCCACGGCCAUCCCGGCCGGGGCACUGUUCAGUCCCUUCGACUCGUUGCCCUCUGGCGCGGCCUUCGUCAUGGAGGACUAUGGCAUUCGCCUGACGUCCAUCGAGCCGGGGGGGAACUUCGUGUCGAAUAACAUCGCGACGCUCAUGCGGAGCCUAGCUCGCAAGUCCGCCCAAGCAACCACUCCGCCCUCUCUGUACUCCUUGAGUGUGGCCCUCUCCCUGCCUGGGCACAUUUUGAAUGAGCUGCACUCGCUUCUCCUCUUGGAGGAAACAUCGGCCAAGUCGGACACUCCCAACGGCUUUGAGCUUCUCUUGUCGGUUCCCGAUCUGUCGGCCUUCGGGGCCAACCGCACUCCCUUGGUGGCGGUGCAGAACAUCCUUGCCCAGUUCCGGGAACGCCUCCAGUCCCGGCCGGCGGCAUUCAUGACGGCCGUCACCCAAACCUACGAGCGAUACACCCAGCAACGCGUGCAGACCGGAUUCCCGGCCGACCGGGCUGCUGCCUUUGGCGACAGCCAGGUUCCCAAUCCCAACGAGGUGACCAUGGCCUUCGACCGAAAGAGCCAAACGCUGAACUUGGUGCUUUUCUUCUACCAGAAGGCUCCCAAGGGCAGCGGUGCUCCGCCAACCGACGGGUGCCUGGUGCCGCUUCAAUGGAAUUGUGUCGACAACAGCGUGCAGGUGUCCCUGGCCUGCAAUUGCACACAGCCGGCCAUGCCGCUGAUGCCCCAGGAGCUGAUCGCCUCCCUGGCGGCCAGGGUUCCGGAGCUGACGCCCCAGCAGAUGGCCCAUGAGUUGUUCGAGAUGACCCAUGAGUUCCGUCAGCAAUACAUCCAGGUGGCCAUGCGGCAGGGCCCGCUCUGGCAGCAGGUGGAAACCGUGCAGGCGCAUCUUCGCGCCCAGCGUGCCUCGAGCUCCUCCCAGCAGCCGGUUCGCUCGAGCCUGCUGGAAGUCGUCAAUGCGCUAGUCCAAUCGCCAUUCCCAAAGCUGGCUCUUUUCCACGGCCAAUUCCCUGCUCCUCCGGGAGGGGGCAGCAGUGGAGGGGCCCCGGCCGCCAUGAUCGGCUCGGCUCCGGGCGCUGCCAUUGUGGCGGCUCCCGUGCCGCCGGCGCCUGUGUCUGCCACCCCGGCUCCGGCUGGCAAGUGAGCAGGCGACGGCGCGGCGCACCACAGGGAGACGGGCAACUAGAAGGGAGACCCUUCUCCCUCCACGCCCGGGGCAUGUCCUGGUUCUCUCCUUGUUCUUUUUCCCUUCCAUGUCAACCCUUGACAAUGCAUGAUCCUCCGCGCGUAUGCGCCACACACACACA